Messenger RNA from Penicillium paradoxum, 1086 nucleotides. It is a transcript of the gene sakA, whose product is annotated as mitogen-activated protein kinase HOG1. Bases 1 to 1086 code for a protein of 361 amino acids. Gene Ontology annotation, molecular function: ATP binding; MAP kinase activity. Gene Ontology annotation, cellular component: cytoplasm; nucleus. Lineage: Eukaryota; Fungi; Ascomycota; Eurotiomycetes; Eurotiales; Aspergillaceae. The transcript has 10 exons. The record is from RefSeq and is a predicted model, not a curated record. Gene Ontology annotation, biological process: cellular response to oxidative stress; protein phosphorylation; stress-activated MAPK cascade.
AUGGCGGAAUUCGUGCGUGCCCAGAUUUUCGGCACCACUUUCGAGAUCACCAGCCGGUAUACGGAACUGCAGCCGGUGGGAAUGGGUGCCUUCGGGCUGGUCUGCUCCGCGAGAGACCAAUUGACUGCGCAGCCCGUCGCUGUUAAGAAGAUCAUGAAGCCUUUCAGCACCCCCGUUCUGUCCAAGCGAACCUACCGGGAGCUGAAGCUCCUCAAACAUCUCCGUCACGAGAAUAUUAUUAGCUUGAGUGAUAUUUUCAUUUCGCCUUUAGAAGAUAUCUAUUUCGUCACCGAGCUUCUGGGAACCGAUCUCCACCGACUUCUCACCUCGCGACCCCUUGAAAAACAAUUCAUUCAGUACUUCUUAUACCAAAUUCUGCGCGGCUUGAAAUAUGUUCAUUCCGCCGGGGUGGUCCACCGGGACUUGAAACCAAGCAACAUCUUGAUUAAUGAAAAUUGCGAUCUGAAAAUCUGCGAUUUCGGUCUUGCCCGUAUUCAGGAUCCCCAGAUGACCGGUUAUGUCUCGACGCGAUACUACCGCGCACCUGAAAUCAUGCUUACCUGGCAAAAGUACGAUGUUGAGGUGGAUAUCUGGAGUGCGGGCUGCAUCUUCGCUGAAAUGUUGGAAGGAAAGCCGCUCUUCCCCGGAAAAGACCAUGUCAACCAGUUCUCGAUUAUUACGGAGCUGCUUGGUACUCCCCGGAUGAUCGAGAAUACUCUCCGAUUCGUCAAGUCCUUGCCAAAGCGCGAACGUCAGCCCCUCGCCAAUAAAUUCAAGAAUGCCGAUGCCGAUGCGGUUGACCUGCUCGAGCGGAUGUUGGUCUUCAACCCCAAGCAACGUAUCCAAGCCCCCGAAGCAUUAGCGCAUGAGUAUCUGGCACCAUACCAUGACCCGACCGAUGAGCCUGUCGCACAAGAGAAAUUCGAUUGGUCGUUCAAUGAUGCCGAUUUGCCCGUUGAUACCUGGAAGAUUAUGAUGUACUCCGAGAUUCUCGACUUCCACAAUAUUGAACAAGGUAACGAAGCAGGCCAAGCUUUAGUACAGGGUGCAGUGCAGGGUGAUGCUGCUGGACAGGCGUUCUCUUAA